Drosophila willistoni is the source of this 1984-nucleotide messenger RNA. It is a transcript of the gene Hr3, whose product is annotated as probable nuclear hormone receptor HR3. Lineage: Eukaryota; Metazoa; Arthropoda; Insecta; Diptera; Drosophilidae. Bases 39 to 1508 code for a protein of 489 amino acids. Gene Ontology annotation, cellular component: nucleus. Gene Ontology annotation, biological process: regulation of transcription by RNA polymerase II. The transcript is spliced from 9 exons. The record is from RefSeq and is a predicted model, not a curated record. Gene Ontology annotation, molecular function: nuclear receptor activity; RNA polymerase II cis-regulatory region sequence-specific DNA binding; zinc ion binding.
AUUCAGCGUCAUCUUUAUACGGCAAUUGAUCUAAAAUUAUGUAUACGCAACGUAUGUUUGACAUGUGGAGCAGCGUCACUUCAAAACUGGAAGCACACGCAAAUAAUCUGGGUCAAAGCAACGUCCAAUCCCCAACAGCAGCUGGACAAAAUAAUUCAAGCGGUUCCAUCAAAGCUCAAAUUGAAAUAAUUCCAUGCAAAGUUUGCGGCGAUAAAUCAUCGGGCGUGCAUUACGGCGUCAUCACAUGCGAGGGAUGCAAAGGAUUUUUUCGUCGAUCACAAAGUUCUGUGGUGAAUUAUCAAUGUCCGCGCAAUAAACAAUGUGUUGUGGAUCGUGUGAAUCGUAAUCGCUGUCAAUACUGUAGACUGCAAAAGUGCCUAAAAUUGGGAAUGAGUCGUGAUGCUGUAAAAUUCGGCAGGAUGUCCAAGAAGCAACGUGAAAAGGUUGAGGAUGAGGUGCGUUUCCAUCGUGCCCAGAUGCGAGCCCAAAGUGAUGCAGCGCCCGAUAGUUCGGUCUACGAUACGCAGACGCCAUCGAGCAGCGAUCAGUUGCAUCAUAAUAAUUACAAUAGCUACAGCGGCGGCUAUUCAAACAAUGAGGUGGGUUAUGGAAGUCCUUAUGGCUAUUCGGCAUCGGUAACGCCGCAACAGACAAUGCAAUAUGAUAUAUCGGCCGAUUAUGUGGAUAGUACUACAUAUGAGCCCCGCAGUACAAUGAUUGAUCCCGAAUUUAUUAGUCAUGCGGAUGGCGAUAUCAAUGAUGUGUUGAUUAAAACUCUGGCUGAGGCGCAUGCCAACACAAAUACCAAACUGGAAGCUGUGCAUGACAUGUUUCGAAAGCCGCAGGACCUUUCACGAAUUAUCUACUAUAAAAAUCUGGGGCAAGAGGAACUUUGGUUAGACUGUGCCGAGAAGCUUACACAAAUGAUACAAAAUAUAAUCGAAUUUGCUAAGCUUAUACCAGGCUUUAUGCGACUGAGUCAGGAUGAUCAGAUAUUGCUGCUAAAGACGGGCUCAUUUGAGCUGGCAAUUGUCCGUAUGUCCAGAUUGCUAGAUCUCUCACAGAAUGCUGUACUAUAUGGUGAUGUAUUGCUGCCUCAGGAGGCAUUCUAUACAUCCGAUUCGGAGGAGAUGCGUCUAGUGUCGCGCAUUUUCCAAACGGCUAAAUCGAUAGCCGAACUAAAACUGACUGAAACUGAACUGGCGCUGUAUCAGAGUCUUGUAUUACUCUGGCCGGAGCGCAAUGGAGUUCGAGGUAAUACGGAAAUACAGAGGCUUUUCAAUUUGAGCAUGAAUGCAAUACGGCAAGAGCUGGAAACGAAUCAUGCGCCGCUCAAAGGCGAUGUCACUGUGCUGGACACAUUGCUGAAUAAUAUACCCAAUUUCCGCGACAUUUCAAUUUUACAUAUGGAAGCGUUGAGCAAAUUUAAACAACAGCAUCCGAAUGUUGUGUUUCCGGCUCUGUAUAAGGAACUGUUUUCGAUAGAUUCACAACAGGAUCUGACAUAACAACAGGAGCAGGAGGAUGAGCAGCAGCAGUCGCAGCAGCAGCAACAGCCGCAGCAGCCGCAGUUCAUGGAUACAUCAACAUCAGAUCAGGAUGUAAUGGAUGUGAAUCCUAAUACAGAGGGAUGUACGCUGGAGAUGACCUUAAUGCCGCAGCAGCAGCAGCUGGAGGACUAAAAGGAUCCCAUCUACUGCAGCAAGAAAAAUAAAAUAAAAAUGAAUAACAAUACAAUUUAACAUCAACAACAACAAAGGACAACUUUAUCAUCAUUUAAGCUAGCAUACAACCAAGGAUGUGAUCCUGGCCAAGGAUUCACUUACACACACACCCACACACACACACACACAUACACAUUUAUCAUGCAUGCUAAAGGCAUUUCAAAGGAAAAUCUUAAGCAAAUGAAAAUGCAUUUUUCAAAACAAAACAAAACACAACAAAAACAGGAAAGGGCAUAUACAAAAUAUCUUUUGGUAUAUAU